UUAUUUUUGUUUACAAAUAUAGCUAGCUAGCUACCUAAGAAGCAAUCCGCUGGCAAUUGUUUAUUCAACGCCAGUUCAAUUACAACAAGAUAACAACAUGAACGGAAUUCACACUGUGUUGUUGGCUGACGCAUAGUCAUUCACAUGGCACUAUAUACUUUGAGGUUAACAUACAUAUUUAGUUUGGUUUUAGCUAGCUAGCAUCAUGAAGUUGACAAGCUAAAUUGCUUACUAGCUUUGGUACGAUAUCAGUAUUAACUAUUGACGAGAUUUUUGGGGACGUGGAUCGUGUGGUAUUUCUGCAAGCUCAUUAUGGAAGGAGUUCUCUAUAAGUGGACAAAUUAUAUGACAGGGUGGCAGCCACGCUGGUUUGUUUUAGACGAUGGAAUAAUUUCCUACUAUGAUUCUCAAGAUGAUGUCUGCAAAGGGAGCAAAGGAAGUAUUAAGAUGUCUGUCUGUGAAAUCAAAGUUCACCCCACCGACAAUAACAGACUGGAACUGAUCAUACCAGGAGAGCAGCAUUUUUACGUCAAAGCUGUCAAUGCUGCCGAACGACAGAAGUGGCUUGUGGCACUUGGAAGUUCCAAAGCUGGCCUUGCUGACACGAGGGCCAAUAAAGAAAAAGAAAUAACAGAGACGACAGAAUCUCUGAAAACGAAGAUGUCCGAGCUGCGUCUCUACUGUGACUUGCUAAUGCAGCAGGUCCACACGAUACAGGAGUCUGUGGGCCAGGAGGACCAGGAAAGAGACCACUCCAAUUCCAGCUCGGAGACUCUGAAUGAGGCCUCCUCUUUACUGAGUGCCACUUGUAACACCUUCAUCAAAACACUGGAAGAAUGUAUGAAGAUGGCCAACUCCAAGUUCAAGACAGACAUGGUCCUGUUGAACCCUCCAGAUGACAUGAUGAUCUCCCCUGUUUCUCCUUCCCCAAUACAGAUGGCCCGGAUGAAGCGGUCCAUAAGUUACCCGGGCACGUACAACUUCGACAGGUCUGGUCUCCCGCCAAAGGAGGGUGUGAUAUCAGGUCAAAGGUCAACCCAGAGGAGGAUACGGACUUGUUCGGACACAGAGACUCACAGUGACAGCUGUGUUUAUGAGAUGGACCGCACUGCUGUGCUGUGUCUCAAUGCCAGUGUGAACGGGGACUCCUCCCACAGUAUCCCCGAGGAGUGUGGUGCCAUCAGUCCUACCAGUCCCCGAGCUAUGUCAGACACUCCAGAUACUGACCUGUCCAUCUGACCUGUCCUGUCACUCACCAAAUACAUUGCAGUAUCUUCAGAUAAAGAGACUUUAGAAGUGUUUUGUGAAUCCAGGUCCUGGAGUUGAGAUUGGUCGUCUGCUGUCAAGUGACUGGUCCGUCUGGUCAGUAGGCCUGUGCAAACUUGUAGGCAUAGUACUGUCUAUCUUUUCUGAAUAAUGACUUGGCUAAAGCGUGAAUAGCUGAAUGUAUCAGGUACUUCAGUUACUCUACUGAAGUUAGACUGAUCUGAGGCUACUGUAAUGUGAGGUGUUACUAAGGUUGUGUUCAUUAGGGCACGCAAUGGGAAAAAAUUUGUGUUUCUUAUUGAACAACUCUAGUUGUCCUUCCCUGUCAUUUUCUUCCCUUCAGUGCCUAAUGAACACUCCCCAGCUUUUAUUGCUCACAUACUGCAAUGCAGUCACUGCUUGGCAAUGCGUUAAUGGUAUUUUCAAAAAGUAUUGUAUUUUUUUCCUGUGGAAGCAUUGCUUUGCACUUUAAGAAUUAUGGAUCAAAACAAAGUCCUUUUUGAAUGUUUGUACUAUUCCAGGAAGUUUUAUGUUAUUAUUGCAGAAUAAAAUGUUUGAUAUGCAACAUUACUGUUCAUUCACUAUGGAGUGAAAAAUUGUCCUUGAAACACAGAGGUGGGACAUAUUAGCCUUUAACCAAAACCCUUAAAUGUUAGGGUUGCUAACUGUGCCAAGGACCAAUUCAGAAUGUGUGGAUGUGGGUACAUUUUCAUCAAUGGGCUGAGUUCACAUGCAUCUCCUGGUACCCCGGAUGGGCAGAGUUUUGUCUAUUUUAGACCAUUCCGGUCCUAAAGUGAAAUCUCCACCCUCCCAAGUCACUGGGAGAUGCAAAACAAACUUGCCCAAUAUUUCAAAUUUGGCAAGCCCCCAGUGUUCACCAUAUUGCUAUGUGACAGACACUUUUUAUUGUUAUUUUUUUAAGUUAUGUUUGCCAUUCAUUACAUCCACCAAAAAAUAGUAAUGCCUUAACAGAGAUUCUGGGCAUGGAAGGAGUUAUGUGACUGUAUGAUGUUGAUGUUUGAAAUGUGAAGAUGUGUCUUAAAAAUGAAGUGAAAUCACUUGUUUGUAUAUCAUUUCUACAUUGAUUGUAUCAUAAUACUGUUAAUUCUGACAGAAGACAAAGGUCGAUGUUUUCGUGGGUGCAAAAGAAUUGUGCAAUGUCCAAAAUUACUGUCAACCUCAUAUUGCAGGUGAUUACAUUAUUUUUUUAUAACACACAUUGUUAAAGAAAAGUUCCUAAUUAAAGUAUGCUGCCAGAUUAUA
Messenger RNA from Oncorhynchus kisutch (coho salmon), 2529 nucleotides. It is a transcript of the gene plekha3, whose product is annotated as pleckstrin homology domain containing, family A (phosphoinositide binding specific) member 3. The transcript is spliced from 8 exons. NCBI's taxonomy places the organism in Eukaryota, Metazoa, Chordata, Actinopteri, Salmoniformes, Salmonidae. The record is from RefSeq and is a predicted model, not a curated record. Gene Ontology annotation, biological process: retrograde transport, endosome to Golgi; receptor recycling; endosome organization. The coding region runs from base 313 to 1239 and encodes 308 amino acids. Gene Ontology annotation, cellular component: recycling endosome; early endosome; trans-Golgi network.